AUGAAAUCACUCAAAUCUUCUGUACAUGUACUGCUACCACCAAAUGGCGAUGAUUCAGACGCCUCGACUAUUUCUCCCGUUAAACCACUCGAGUCUGAGCCUCCGCCGACCAUUAUUGGCCUGUUCGCACCCUCAUCACGCCCAGCAGAUAGUUCGGUAUCACUGGCCGCAUUUGAAGUAGACGGAAAUGACAGAGGCUCGAGGGAAAUGAUCGGAACGGACGACACACACACACACAUCAAAGCAAGAGCAGCAGAUGUGACAGUGGAACAAGACCGCGCCUCCACAUUGGGACGGUCUGAAAUUGGACUUAAUCUUCUGAGUGAAAGCAGUAGGCGAAGGAAGAAUUCGUACUUGAGUGUGGGAAGUGAGGAUGUUGAUUUGACAGUAGGCUUAUUCGGGCCGCAAACAAGUAAACCGAUACCACCGCGCAAGAUAUUAGAAGGUUUGCCGUUGGAAACUGAGGAAACCUCUGGAUAUGUCGCUAAGUUGAAGUUAGAUACCCAGACAGAGUUCGAGGAACCCUUUGUAGAGCUGACUGAAGCCGAUAUAUUUGGGCUGUUACAGCCAACGACUGUACCGAAUCAUAGGCCUCUGCCAGAAACAGAGGCAGUCAAUCGGAAUGGUAAAUCCAAUGGGAGUGUGGGUGAUACUGUCUCGCCCGAACCAAAGCCUGCAGUUGCGACAACUGACUACGCUCCACCAGACAUCAUGCAAAUGAUUGAAUCUGACCUAUUUGGCACAGAGGAAUCUGCACAGCCUAACAAGCAAUCACCACAAUCUGAGUUUAGAAAUAGAACGAAGACGGAUAUAGCACACGUGGAUGUGAGCAUGACCACCAGCCCACGUGCGUCACCAGUUAAGGCCAGUGGCAGCUCUCAGAGAGCCACCCAUGCUGUAACCGACUCAGCUCAUGCACCAAUGCCAACCACCAGCUCCAAAUUCUAUAGUCCCAGUUCGGAAGGCAGUGGCGAAGACGACUCGGACGACGAAUCUGCUCCAGCUCAGCACACCGUACCGCCAAUUGAAGAAUUGACCAUGGCAAACCUGGGGUCCCCAUACCAUGCAACCCCAUACCAUGUGCCCAUGCAGUCUAUCAAUAGAGCGUGCGAAUCCAGUCACACGAAUGGGAUGGAGGGUAUUGCAGCAACCGCUGUACCCGCAAAGGACACGUUGCCCAGUGUGGCAGUCACAUCAAAGCCUCCGAAACUAGUGAGGAUCCCAAAGAAACCAGCGCCACCCCGGCUAAGUGCGUUGGACAUGCUGCUCAGCAGUGCCCCUAAAGUCAAGAGUGCCCUUGCGAGCGCAAUGGUGAAGGGGUUGUUGGAUACAUUGGCCGAUAGUGAUAACCAUAGCGAUGGCGCUGAUGAUGCGAAUACCAAACAGACAUCACACAGUACUUUUGCAGGCAUCCACCAUGAAGACACUUUUAGUAACAGCCACAAAGUGAAGACCGAGGCACUUCCUGUUGUAGGACAAGUCUUCAGCGAUUUGAUCCCGGAUGUGGGCGGCGACGCCUUUCCAAAAGAGUCCAAUCAGAACGCCAGAAAUGGUAAAUCUCAAUUGACUGAACGCGAGAUAGUGGAAGAGGCUUCGAUUGGUAUCAAGUCGGAACCUGUGCAACAACCGGUUCACAAAAGCCCCAGUGCUCACGAGAACAGAAGCUUAGACACGGAUGGCAAACAGGUUGUGGAAGGUUUGACACCCUCAUCUAUCCACAAUGAAUCUACCACUCAACCGAAAGGUGAACUCACACAUCACUCACUAAAUACUUCCACACCUAUGUUCACGACAUACAAUGCAACCACAAGUACAAACACAAAAGCGGCUAAACCCAUAAGUACAAGCACAAGCACACAAGUAGACAGUACCACACCUGGACCCGCGGACAUGGCUACAGCUAUCGAUGAGACAUCGCCUGACACAUCUCCCGCACUUUCAACGACACACCCAACGGAAGGGGCGGUGCGUAAUGAUGGCGCACCGAAGAUCGGGUUGUUUGUUGACACUGUGCCAAUGGUGAGGGCUAUCGACCAAUCAAGACAGCCAAAUAGGUGCUCAGGGUCAUUUGGAAGCGAAGGAAGUGAACCAACCGGACUUGUGUAUCCCCCUGGAAGUGGACUUUGCGCUGAGAGCUUACGCGCUAUUGGGGUUGAAACCCCUUGCCAAUUGGUUAUAAAUAGAAUAGUUCGAUUUCAGGAACUCAGAGUAGAAGAUCGAGUUUGCUCUUUUGUUUUAUCUAGAAUGAGCAAGGCCUCGCGUGAGAGCAAACGAGAUGCUGUGAGGUUGUACAAUGAAGCAAUCGAACAUAUGGUCGACAACACUAAACGAAUGGGCGGUGGAUCGUGUGUAUCGCAUCUGCCCUUGAAGAUCUCGGCCAAAGAUGUGGAUCAGCUGCAUCCGCGUUGCGCCACCAGCCGGCCACAGCGCACCGACCGCCGAGAAGACGCCGAUGUGCUGAGUCAGCUGUACACGAAGCGCGCCAUCUGUUUGGACGCGCUGAAAUAUCAUAUCAAAGCCGAGGCCGACUGUGUGGAAGCUUUAAUAUGUGACUCGGAAAACCUGGAGUGUAUGCUGGCAUACGCUAGAAUGCAGAUGAACCGGGGCGUGAUCUCGCAGGUGGAUCUUUCUCUAUCAAGAGUGCAGGAUGUGCUUGACAAGCAGACUGCACCGUCGCAUGAGCACUCGUUCUCGGAUGAACUACACACAUUGACAGCUAUUGUUGACAAGCUCAAGGCGAUGUAUCUCAUUAUUAAAGCUCAGUACGAGCCUAAUCUUGAAGGCCAUGACCCAGACUCCGCUGAAAGCAGCACACAAUACAGUGCAACAUUAGUACGGGCCAUCAAGAUGCUGCAGAGCAGAUGUCCCCGAUCGGUCAAUUGUCAGCUAUGGUAUGCCCGCUACUUGCGCCUCGGUCUGGGAGACUUAGAGGCCGCGACUACACUGCUCACAGAAGUUUACGAGAGUGAUCCCAUGACUGGGAAGAUACCUUUGGUCUCUGAGCUGUCGCUGUGUGCGUAUGAGAACGCUGACUUCGAGACUGUCAUUGUCAUUGUGGAUGAUACAGUGUUACAGGGCACGUCGGACAGUUCUAAGAUAGAUAAAGCUACCAAAAUGACCAUCGGACAACUGCGGGUGGGAAUGCAACAGCGGCUGCAGAAAUCGAUAGUCCUGUGUCAUCGGCGACGCGAAGGAAAACUGGCAUUCAAUAGGGGCGACUACGUGGACGCUGCUGAGAACUACACGAAAGCCAGUGAACUGACAGAGCCGUAUCACCCGACAAAUAUGGCCAUCUGCCUCAACAACAAAGCCAUGUGUCUGAUGCAACGGGCGAAGAUCUUCAAGAAGAGGAGACAGCCCAAGAUAGCCCUUACACGACUCAAGGAAGCCAUGGCCUGCUGUGAUAAGGCACUCGUUUUAAAGUACAACUUCGCCAAAAGCAUAAUCAGAAAGGCAGGAGUUUAUACCCUGCUUGGCGACUUUGCAGAUAAUUUGACGACACGCAUCCGCCAGUACAAGAACGCCAAGGAAGUUUACGAAGAUGUGCUACCGAUGCAGCCGAACAAUCAGGAAAUACGGGAGAGGUUUUUGCUUCUGGAGGAGAAGUUGAAAAAAGCCAACUCUGAGAAGCGCAUUCAAGACGAGCGGAGCAAGCGCGAGCAAGAAAUAGAGGAAGAAAGGAUCAGGGAUGAGCUACACAGGGCCGAGGCCGCUCGAGGUCAACGCAAAUCAAGCAGGAAGAAGCUUGAUGGGGCACACAUUACACAGUCUUUGUACGAGGUGCUCAACGUACCACCUACUGCAACUACUGAGGACAUCAAGAAAGCAUACAAAACUCUCGCCAGGACGCAUCACCCCGAUAAGAAUGAGGAUGGCAACCCCGAACGAUUCCAGGAGAUAGUAGGGGCACACGCUACACUAGCUGAUCCAUCGAAGAGGAAGGAAUAUGAUCAUUCACUGAUAGGCACUGGUCUGAACAAGCGCAGCGGUAUAAGUCGACAAUUUGGUAGUAAACGUUAAGACUAUACUUGCACAUCAAAUAAUAAAGUGGAUGA
Sphaeroforma arctica JP610 is the source of this 4055-nucleotide messenger RNA. RefSeq lists its product as hypothetical. The coding region runs from base 1 to 4020 and encodes 1339 amino acids. Lineage: Eukaryota; Ichthyosporea; Ichthyophonida. The record is from RefSeq and is a predicted model, not a curated record. Gene Ontology annotation, molecular function: protein binding. The transcript has 20 exons.